Messenger RNA from Drosophila willistoni, 1077 nucleotides. RefSeq lists its product as uncharacterized. NCBI's taxonomy places the organism in Eukaryota, Metazoa, Arthropoda, Insecta, Diptera, Drosophilidae. The transcript has a single exon. Gene Ontology annotation, biological process: DNA integration. Bases 1 to 1077 code for a protein of 358 amino acids. The record is from RefSeq and is a predicted model, not a curated record. Gene Ontology annotation, molecular function: nucleic acid binding.
AUGAAACAUCAGAAUGUAAACGCAACUAUCACCGAGAUCCGCAUGAAGUUCUGGAUAACGAAAGCACGCCGGGUAUUGCAGCGGGUUAUCUGGAUCUGUGGUGUGUGCAAACUCCAGCGUGCCACCCCUACCCCACCUCUAAUGGGUCCGUUGCCUGAAGAUUGCCUAAUGCCAGGUGGAUGGCUAUUUGAAUACACUGGUUUAGACUAUUUCGGACCAUUACUUGUGACGGGUCGACGCCAAGAGAAGAGGUGGGUGGCUCUAUUCACUUGUUUAAGAACUAGAGCAAUUCAUCUGGAGCUAGCCCACGACCUGUCAACAGACUCCUGCAUACUUGCGAUGAGGAAUUUUAUGUGCCGCCGAGCUCCAGUAACUAAACUACGUAGUGACAAUGGGAAGAACUUCUUCGGCGCAGAUAGAGAAGCCAAACGGUUUACCGACAUUUUUGAAGCAGACAAGAUCCAGGAUGAGCUUGCUACCCGUUGUGUGGAGUGGAUUUUUAACUGCCCUCUCAACCCCACGGAGGGAGGAGUCUGGGAGAGGAUGGUCCAAUGCGUAAAAAGGGUCUUGGCUCAUACAGUAAAGGAGGUGGCCCCGAAGGAACACGUCCUGCAAAGCUUGCUCAUUGAGGCCGAGAACAUUGUGAACUCAAGGCCACUGACCCAUCUUCCUGAUACGCCCACGGAGUGUCAAGAGUUGCCUAAACCGUGUGAAACCAGGAAACAAUGGCGCAUGGCACGACUACUGAGGGACCGGUUCUGGAAGCGGUGGGAUCAUGAAUACCUACCGACCCUCGUGCGUCGCGAGAAAUCGUGCGCGCGCACCCAGCCGAUCAGCAAAGAUGAUGUCGUCUACAUCUGUGACCCUGCAACGCUACGACGAGAAUGGAGCAAGGGUAUACUCGAGGAGGUGUACACCGGAGCCGAUGGGAUACCUCGGCGAGCAGCUGUAAGAGUCGCCGAUGGAAAUAGGGUUCACAGGGUAGUACGUCCCGUCUCCAGACUGGCGGUCUUAGAUGUGAUGCAGUCGCUUCACGGGUGCGGGGAUGUCGCGGGACGGGAAUUGAUCACCGAAUAA